GUCACUGAAUUUUUCAUGGAUUAUUUGCAUUUAAGCGGCGAGUUAACCAAUAUAAGUCCACAGUCUUUCAUAAAUUCGUUAUUCUUGUUGUUAGACACAAGACAGACAAGAGGUGUCACUGACAGAAAACAGGAAUCACUCUACGACAUGACAGGAAUGAGUAAAGUUGAACAGUUUUCUUUCGUCCAUUCGGAAAGCGGUGACACGGAGGAGGACAAGAAACUUUUGGAGCCGUUCAAACUUGCUCUUACAUGUGGCGAAAAACAUCCAUACGCAAAAUUAAUGCCGCUUUUCAACCACUGGCUUAAAAUAGCACCCGAUAGAUACCAACAAAUUAAAGAAAUAAUAGACAUAAUACACCACGUAUACGUAAUAUUCGAUGAUAUUCAAGAUAACGGUAUUGUUCGAGAUGGUUUUCCCGUUGUCCAUGCUAUUUAUGGAGUUAGCAGUACAAUAAACUGUGCAAAUUAUGCACAAAUAAUUUGUUUUAUGAAACUUCUUAAAUUGCAUCCUGAUGCAAUGAAAAUCAUGUUGGAAGAACUAUCGCAAUUCGAUAGAGGUCAAGGACUCGACAUGUAUUAUAAGGAUAAUUUUAUCUGUCCAACGGAGGAAGAAUACAUGGUUAUGAUAAAAAAAAAGUCUUGUUGGCUAUCUAAAGUGAUAUUUAAGUUAAUGAAACUAUUUUCUACUUAUGAAAAAGACUUAGUACCGCUAGCAACUGCAAUAGGAGUGUUCUUUCAAAUACAUAAUGAUUAUUGCAACGUUUUUGUCGAUAAAGACUUUAACGAUAGAAGUUAUUGUGAUGAUUUGACCGAAGGAAAAUUUGGUUUUCCAAUUGUACAUGCGAUUACAACCAAUCCUACCGACAGGCAAAUACUAAAUAUUGUAAAACUACGCACAACGGAUGUUAACAUAAAACGUCACUGUGUUAAAUUAUUAGAGAGUUUUGGUUCGUUUAAGUACACGAGAGGUAUACUUGAGGAAUUGGAGAAGAAGAUGAAAACCGAUCUUGAACGUUUAGGUGGUAAUCCGAUUUUAAUGGAGAUGAUCGACGACUGGAAGAUUCAGAUGUCCAAGACACGUGUCUAAAACCUGAGCUGACGUCUAAACUAAGUUUAUUAAAAGGUUUCUUUAAGGUUGUUUGGAUAUUUCAAGUUAUGAAAACAUCAGGCGUAACAUUAUUACAAUUAUAUUAUCUUAGUUUUAAUUUAAAGUAUAUAUUUUAAUUUAAAGUAAAUAUUAUACUUUAAAAUAUUUCUAACAUAUGCUUAUGGUAUAUGUGCAUUAAAAAAUACAUAAUGUCUUAAAGUACAAUAUC
Vollenhovia emeryi is the source of this 1318-nucleotide messenger RNA. Its product is annotated as geranylgeranyl pyrophosphate synthase-like. Gene Ontology annotation, molecular function: prenyltransferase activity. Lineage: Eukaryota; Metazoa; Arthropoda; Insecta; Hymenoptera; Formicidae. Gene Ontology annotation, biological process: isoprenoid biosynthetic process. The record is from RefSeq and is a predicted model, not a curated record. Bases 16 to 1089 code for a protein of 357 amino acids. The transcript is spliced from 7 exons.